UGACAGAUCAUUGGGUAGCGGUAAUACACUCUUUCAGUUUGCCAGCCGUCGUUGAACGCAACAAAGAAGAGGAAAACUAGGAAGGGGAAAAACGGAACAGGCAUCGCCGAAGACGACAAAGUUCCCGGAAGUCCUACGAGUCGGAUUUUACAGGACGAGGAAACGUUAUUUGUUUAGUCAUUUUUCCGUCUAACUUGCCUGACAGCCAUACUUUCCCAUCUUGGAUACUUUGUGGUAGUUUUUUAUUAUGCCUUUUUUUGCCUCAAACCCAUUUGACCAAGAUGUGGAGAAGGCUACCAAUGAAACCAACACCACAGAGAACUGGGCGCUCAUUAUGGACAUCUGUGAUAGGAUUGGAACGACACCUAAUGGACCGAAGGAUGGCCUGAGGGCCAUCAUGAGGAGAGUCAACCACAAAGUGCCUCAUGUGGCCAUGCAGGCCCUCAAUUUGCUGGCCGCUUGCGUGUCCAACUGUGGAAAAAUCUUCCACUUGGAAAUCUGCUCACGGGAGUUUACGGGCGAAGUGCGCAGCUUGCUGAGCAAACAGGCGCAUCCGAAGGUGUGCGAGAAGCUGAAGGCGCUGAUGGUGGAGUGGGCCGAUGAAUUCCAGAGGGAUCCUCAGCUCAGCCUGAUUGGUGCCACCAUCAAGUCGCUGAAAGACGAAGGCGUCAGCUUCCCUUCGACGUCCUCACAGGGGUCGAGCGUGAAGGGCAGCAGCUCUCCUGCCGCGAGCAAAGCCACAGAUGAUGACGACGACGACCUGACCAAAGCCAUCGAGCUCUCCUUGCAGGACCAGAAGCAGCAGGCAGAUUCGCGGCCCCCCAUGAUGUCAGGCGAUCCCCCCAGCUACGGCAACAGCGAAGGCGGCGGUCCGGCGCAGGACGCGCGCAAGGUCCGAGCGCUGUACGACUUUGAGGCGGCCGAGGACAACGAGCUCACGUUCAAAGCCGGAGAGCUCAUCCUGGUCUUGGAUGACAGCGAUCCAAACUGGUGGAAAGGGGAGAACCACCUUGGUGUGGGUCUCUUUCCAUCCAAUUUUGUCACCAGCAACCUGAACAGUGAAUCGGAAACAGGGUCUGCUGUGGAGAAAGUGUUGCCGUCAGAGGAGUUGAUUGCCGAACCCAUAAUUGAGCCUGAGUCCAUCUUCAUUGAUGAGGGGAAGAUGGACAGGUCUUUGGCGAUGCUGCGAAACGCCGAUCCCGCAGAUCUGAAUCCAGACCCCGCCGAGCUGAUCCAGCUGGAGGAUGCUUGUGAGCAGAUGAACCCCAUUAUUGACGAGAAACUGGAGGAGCUCGACCGGAAGCACUCGGAGCUGUCGGAGCUCAACGUGAAGGUUCUGGAAGCCCUGGAGCUGUACAAUAAGCUCAUGAAUGAGACGCCAAUGUACCAGGCCUACUCCAAGAUGACCCAGUAUGGAACUGCGGCCCCCGCGAACACCAUGCAGGGCUACGUCAGCCAAGCUGCCGCCACUGCCUACCUGCCCCCCGGGAUGCCUCCACCACCGACCUACAGUUUGCCCGGCGACCAGCAGGGGCCGCUGCAUUCACUGCCCAACAACAACCAAACUGCGCUGCCAACCUAUAUGAGCAGCGGCGUGAGCUCCCAUCACCAGUACAUGAGCCAGGCAGCCGGCGGCGCCGUUUACCCGCAGAUGCCCGUCGACAUGUCGGCCUAUCAUAGCGGCGCCGUGCAGCCCGUGUCCUACCCUGCUUCUGCUGCAGCCCCGCAGCACCACCAGCACCAAGUGCAAGGGGCAUACUACCAGCAGCCCCUCCUCUAAAAGGCAACAAUAGGUUGGACCGGUGUGUGUGUGUCCUGGUCUACCUGAUGACUGCUUCCUGGCGAGGAUGGACAUGCCCGUUUUCUCACUUUUUUUUUUUUUGUUUUUCAAUAUCAAACUUGUCUUUUUAAAUCUUCAACGAGUGUGUACCGUGAAGCCCCUUUCGCGCCACGCCGCCUGCGGGAAAGUUUUUUUUUACCCAAUGGGGGUGUUAAAAGUCGACCUGGGAAUGUAACUCGGUAUUAGAAGCCCCUUUCACACUGCCAAUCAUUCUUUUUGUGAUGCCGUUUUGUGUGAAAUGUAAAAACAAGGGCGAUUGGGGCGUGGGGCUUGAGUUGACUGGUAUGUUUUCAAUAUUUCAACAUGAAGCGGUAUCAGAAGCUCCUUUCAUGCUGCCAGCACUUGGCCAUAUCCCACUUCUGCGUGUAAGGUACCCACAGGGAACGGCAGGGUGUGUUGACCUGCAAAUUUUGGGGCAUCUGACAAAGCCGUGUGGGUAAAAACCGACCGAUUAAUUUUUGGGCUUCUGAUGCAAGUAGUUAGAAGCUCCUUUCAUGCUGCCCAUCAUAGUUGACAGGCCCCACCCAUGUGGCCCCAGUCUAUGUGUAAUGAAGGUACAAAUAGAUUGGUGCGCGGCUUUGACGUCAGAUUUUCUGUUUUCAGAAUCCCCUUUCACACUGCCUGUCAAAGCAGGACAAAAAGCCACCUGUUUCACGGUACCAACAAAAAACUGUAUUGUUGAAGGUAACCGUUUUUGGUGACAGCACGGAAUGGUUGAAGUCAAGCAACAUAUAUUCGUUAUCCGAAGCCCCUUUCCCACUGCCCACCGAUGGGGGUCUUUUUCACUGACUUUCAAGCACCGGUUGAAGUGGACCUGCGAAAUUUCAAGUAUCAAAACCCCCUUGAAACACGGCUGCCUGUCAAAAGCUGGCUUUUUUGCAGCUAGCUGUAAGGUACUGAACCGAAACGGGUGUGCCAUGUUGGAGUCAUCC
Molecule: messenger RNA, 2772 nt
Organism: Hippocampus comes (tiger tail seahorse)
Lineage: Eukaryota; Metazoa; Chordata; Actinopteri; Syngnathiformes; Syngnathidae
Gene: stam2
Product: signal transducing adaptor molecule (SH3 domain and ITAM motif) 2
Exons: 14
Coding region: 248-1780 (510 amino acids)
Biological process (GO): signal transduction
Cellular component (GO): endocytic vesicle
Molecular function (GO): ubiquitin binding; phosphatidylinositol binding
Source: RefSeq, a predicted model, not a curated record